Messenger RNA from Loxodonta africana (African savanna elephant), 6473 nucleotides. RefSeq names its product centrosomal protein 72 (gene CEP72). The transcript is spliced from 12 exons. Lineage: Eukaryota; Metazoa; Chordata; Mammalia; Proboscidea; Elephantidae. Gene Ontology annotation, cellular component: centriolar satellite. Gene Ontology annotation, biological process: regulation of protein localization to centrosome; spindle organization; centriole replication. Gene Ontology annotation, molecular function: protein binding. The record is from RefSeq and is a predicted model, not a curated record. Bases 27 to 1970 code for a protein of 647 amino acids.
UUGACCUGAGCGUUCCGUUUGAAAACAUGGCGCCUGCGGGCCUGCAGUUGGUUCUGUGCGAGGAGAGGAUCCGAGAGAAGAGCGGCCUGGCGGCGCACCGCGACCUGGGUGAACUUCGAUCAUUAUCUCUUCCUGGAACUUACCAAGAAAAGAUUACGCACCUAGGAAAUUCUUUGAUGCAUUUAACGGGUCUAAAAUCUUUGGAUCUCUCACGCAACUCGUUGGUUAGUCUAGAGGGCAUUCAGUAUCUGACUGCGUUGGAAAGACUCAAUCUCUACUACAACUGUAUUUCCUCAUUAGCAGAAGUCUUUCGGCUCCGCUCCUUGUUGGAGCUCACAGAUGUGGACUUGCGGCUGAACCCCGUCGUAAAGAACGAGUCUGAUUAUCGCCUUUUUGUUGUGCAUAUGCUCCCAAACCUCAGACAGCUUGAUAAUCGCCCCGUAAGAGAGAAUGAACGAAAAGCAUCCCAGCUGCACUUCACUUCAGAGGAAUCGCUUGCCUCAAAGCAUAGUUUCCCAGCUGCUUUGAAAGGUGGAAGACCCUACCACUGCAGAGCCAAACACGCCGACUCCUUGUCUAAGUGCUUGGUCCUGGAUGCUGACGACGAGGCUGUCCUGAACCUCAUCGCGGAGUGUGAGUGGGACCUGAGCAACCCUCCUGGGAGCACAGGUUCCAGCCAGAGGGAGCGAGAGACGGACUUCCCCAGCUCACAAGAAUCCAGGCCUGUGCUGAGUCCGCAGUCAGCGCAGCAUCAGUGUGGUGAUUCCAUACAGAAGGGACCCGAGAGGAAGAAGAGCAGCUUCAAAGCAUGUUUUCCUGAGAAGCAGCUGCAAGGCCACUGCUGCAGCGAGGAGCCUGAUGCCCACCCCGCCUACCUGCCGCACUUCUUCUUCCCCCAGCAGCCAGACUCUGCGGACACAGAUGACGCAGUCACGUCUUCUCAGAAGUCCAGCGAGUCGACACAAAAGGCGGUACAUCCUUUCUGGGGCUCAGGUGAAGCUGAUGGGGCUCAGGUGAUAGGUGUUUCUGAAAAGUACAGGAAACAAAGGAUGCCUGGUGGGAGGUCCCAGGUGCCUCUGGACCAGGAGUGCCCAGGCUGCCUGGCGGGGGCUGGCAGACCCCUGAGGUCCACGGAGAGCCUCGCCAGGCUGGACAGCUCAGAGAGCACCAGUGAGAGGACCUGUGUGCACCCUGAAAUCAAGGUGCCCAAGGCUGAGGAGCUGCGACCUCGAGGUGCGAACGUUGCCAGAGAGCACGUGGCGUCCCCGCCUGGGAGGACUUCAGCCCUGGAGACAGCACUCCUAGAAGCCCUCCUGGACCUGGUGGACAGGCAUUGGGGCGGCUGCAGGUCCCUGCAUGGCAAUGAAGCAUUCCUGGCUCAGGCAAGACACAUUUUGUCAUCUGUUCAAGCACUCCCGUUGGCUCAGGACAAGGCAGUGCUCGAGAGUGAGGAGAUCAGCUACCUGGCCCUGGAGAAUGAGUCUCUGCGUGGCCAGCUGGCUGAGCAGCAGCAGCAGCACAGCGCCAAGAUGAGUGAGGCCCGGCUGGAGCUGGAGGCUGUGCGGAGCGAGACGGAUGACUUGAAGCAAUGCUUAGACAAGUCUCUGGAGGAGAACAGCAGCUUGAAAUCUCUUCUGUUCAGUAUGAAAAAAGAAGCAAAAAGCGCAGACACUGCUGCAACGUUGAACGUGCAGCUUGCUGGACUUCAGACUAGUGUGAAGAGGCUGUCUGGUGAGAUUGUGGAGCUGAAGCAGCACUUGGAGCACUAUGACAAGAUCCAGGAGCUCACCCACAUGCUGCAGGAGAGCCACAGCUCCCUGGUCAGCACCAACGAGCACCUGCUGCAAGAGCUGGGCCACAUGCGGGCACAGCACCGAGCCGAGGUGGAGCAGCUGCACUGGAGCUACCAGGAGCUCAAGAAGACCAUGGCCCUGUUCCCACAUCGCAGUGCCGGCCCCGGAGGCUGCUAGAGCUACCGCCGCAGUGACGUGCGACUAAAAGUCACGAGACCGCGCCCUUGGUGUCUUUAACUGGUUCAUAUGUUGGGAGAGUUGUCUCUCCUGUCUGUAAUUUUCUUAUGGUUUUGGAAAUGUAUUUAGGGCCCAAACCUCAAUUUUCUAAAAGAGGGCCCUUAGCUCAGUUUGAGACCAUACGCUGACAUAUUUUGAGAUAAAGGGACCAUUAAUUUUCAUCAGCUAUUUUCAGAUGAAGGGAAUGCAGUGUUUUCUGCCUAAAGUGAAAAGGAGCUGUGUGAUGGCUGGAGAAAAUACUUUGUUGUGCAACAAGCAAUGCUUAUUUAAUGAACUAACAUGUAGUUCUGAAAAGUUCACCUGUGAAGUGGCUCCUCGUAAGUCAUAACUGAGUUUCUCCUGGGAUUCUUUUAUAAAACAAGCACCAUUUAGGUGAGCAGGAAUAAACACGUUUGAAGACUUAAGAAAAGGAACGAUUAUAUAUGUGGGAAAUGUACCAGUUUUGUUUUGUGGUAUUAACAUGUCACAGUAAAAAUACCUACACGCGUCCUGGCUCUCUCUUUUGCUUGUAGUAGGUUUCUGAAAAUUAUGUUUUAACAACACAUACAACUAGACUUUUAGUUUGAACUCUUCAUAUCUGGAAUCAUAAUAUAUUACUUAAUACUUGGUUUCCUUGGUAAAAGAAGGUAACCUUUUUAAACGAUGUUUAGUUGAUUUAGGAAAAGUGAGCUCAUGCAAAAAUAAAAUGCUCUGAGCUGGCUGUCUGUCAGAAUUUUAUCCGGGGGGUGAAUAAGAAAUGGUAGCCAGGGUCUCCCCUACAGAGAAGGAACCUCUGGGCUUCGGGCUGUCCUUCUCAGGGACCUCUGUGUGGUCAUGGCAUGUCCAGCAGCACCUGCUUUUGUAACUUACCAGAGAAGUACGUCACCCAGAUAAAUUUGUUCUGGGAGAGGGAGGGUUUCUUUCAUCAUUAGAUCAUUUUUAUCUAUAAAAAAUAAGAUUUUAAUAUUAAUCCACUUCAAGCUUUUUAAAAAAAUGAUCACUAUGUCGUUUGUUUAUGUUUCUCUUGUUUGGGUUUCCUUGAGCUUCUUAGAUCUGCGAAUUUGUGUUUUUCAUCAAAUUUUUAAAAGUUUGGCCGCAAUUUCUUCAAGUGUCUGUUCUGAUGCAGUUGUUCUCGCGCCUUCUGAGGCUCCAAUUACACUUACCUUAGACCACUUGACAUUGUCCCACAGGCCUUUUCCUCCACCCUUUGUUCCCGCAAUGUUUCGGUUUGGACUGCCUCUGUUGCCCUGUCGCAAAGUUAUUGACCUUUGCUUUUGCAUGUCUAAUCUGCCGUUAAGCUUAUAAAGUUAAUUUUUCAAUUAAUAAUUUUUUUAGUCUUAAAAUUCCACUUAGUUCUUUAAUUUUAAGGUUUUAUUUCUCGUUAUAUUCAUGUAUCCUUUAACUCCUUAACCGUAUUCUCAGUAGCUUUACAAGAUUACCGCAAGCUAUUUUAUAAAGUGGUUGUACCAAUUAACACUCCCACUAGUAGUAUGUGAAAACUUUCCUUGCUCCAUAUUUUCAGCACUUAUUGUCAAAGUUCAGGUACUCCAAGUCCUCUUCACUUUCAGCAAGCAAGGUCGUGUCAUCUGUAUAAUGCAGGUUGUUAAUGAGCCCAACAACAACAACAACAUUGUCACAGUUUUUAAUACACUCUAGAGGGUGUAAUACACUCCUGUGGUUUCCAUCAGCUCUCUCUGAUUACCAAGGAAGGUGAUCACCUUUUCAUAAAUUUGUUGGCCAUCUCGAUUUCCUUUUUGUAAUGUGCCUGUUUAUGUAUUUUACGAGCUUUUCUAUUGGAUGUUGUUGUUAGGUGCCAUUGAGUCAGUUCCGACUCAGAGCAAACCUAUGUACAACAGAACAAAACACUGCCCAGUCGUGAGCCAUCUUCACAGUCGUUGAUACGUGUGAGCCCAUUGUUGCAGCCAUUGUGUCAGUCCAUCUCAUUGAGGGUCUUCCUCCUUUCUGCUGACCCUCUACUUUACCAAGCAUAAUGUCCUCCUCCAGGGACUGAUCCCUCCUGAUGACAUCAUGUCUAAAAUACGUGAGACAGAGUCUCGCCAUCCUUGCUUCUAAGGAACGUUCUGGUUAUACUUUUUCCAAUUCAGACUUGUUCAUUCUUUUGGCGGUCCAUGGCAUAUUCAAUAUUCUUCGCCAGCGCCACAAUUCAAAGGUGUCAGUUCUUCGGUCCAGCUUUCACAUGCAUAUGAGGCAAUUGAAAACACCAUGGCUUGGGUCAGGUGCACCUUAGUCUUCAAGAUGACAUUUUUGGUUUUUAACUCUCGAAAGAGGUGUUUUGCAGCAUAUUUGCCCAAUGCAAUGUGUCUUUUGAUUUCUUGACUGCUGCUUCCAUAGGUGUUGAUAAUGGAUCCAAGUAAAAUGAAAUCCUUGACAACUUCAAUCUUUUCUCUUGUUUAUCAUGAUGUUGGCUCAUUGGUCCAGUUGUGAGGAUUUUUAUUUUCUUUAUGUUGAGGUGCCAUCCAUACUGAAGGCUGUGGUCUUUGAUCUUCAUCAGUAAGUGUUUCAAGUCCUCUUUGCUUUCAGCAAGCAACGUUGUAUCACGUACGUAUUGCAGGUUGUUAAUGAGUCUUUCUCCAAUCCUGAUGCCCUAUUCUUCUUCAUAUAGUCCAUCUUCUCGGAUUAUUUGCUUAGCAUACAGAUUGACUAAGUAUGGUGAAAAGGAGACAGCCCUGACACACUCCAUUCCUGACUUUAAACCAUGCAGUAUCCCCUUGUUCUGUUUGAACAACUGCAUCUUGAUCUAUGUACAGGUUCUUCAUAAUCACAAUUAAGUGUGCUCAUGAGGAACCUGUACGUAUUAAUUAAAUUGAUGAUUAAUUUUACUUUAUGUACACACUGUUAAAUUUGGUUUGUUAGUAUUUUGUUUAGAAUUUUGUAUUCCAUCUACACCAUCUACUAGCUGCCUGACUUUGGGCAGUUAGAUUCCGAGCUUCAGUUUCCUCAUUUGUAAACUGGAGUAAUAAUAAUGCCUACUUCGUGGGGUUUUGUGAAAAGUAAGAAUAUUUAAACUCUAGGACACUAUCUGGCACACAGUAAGCACUGUGGACUCGUUUCUAUGGUAACAGGAAUUCUCUCUGUCCAUGGAUGUUACUGAGUUUCCUUUUUAAUGUUCCUCUUGUCAGGAUCUGCAGCGUGAUUGCUCUGGUGAGUUGGCGAUGGGCAUUUCUCCUCCGUUCCCUCGGAGAAUUUACAUAAGAUGGUAGUUACUUCUCCCCCAAUGUGUGGUGGAACUCGCUGGUGAAGUCCCUGAGCACGGACCUUUCUGACUGCUGACUCAGUUUAACUGGCGGCUGCAGGAUGUUCGAGCCUCUUCUUGCUGAAUGCCCCUGGGCCCCUACCUUUGCCGCCGCCUCUGCAGCUGCCCUGAACCAUGUGGCUAACUCUGGGCAGGUCGGUGAGUGGAGCUGAGGGGCGUCAUGUCACGGCCAGGUGGAGCAGAGCUGGGGUGCCACUCUGAUAGCUUCCUCCCCUCAGUGAUCUCAGUAGCCAAGCACUGGUUACACCAUAAGAUUCAGGACGCCUGCUUCUCUCCUGGUGGAAGAGAGCUCUCAUUCACCCCAGUCAGACUUCGUGGGAGUGAGAAAUAACCUCUGUCGUGUAUAUUGUUGUUAGGUGCCAUUCAAGUCAGUUCCAACUCAUAGUGACCACAUGUAAAACAGAAUGAAACACUGCCUAGCCCUGUGCCAUCCUCACAAUCGUGAUGCUUGAGCCCGUUGUCGUGCCACUGUGUCGGUCCAUCUCAUUGAGAGUCUUCGUAUUUUUCGCUGAGCCUCUACUUUACCAAACAUGAUGCCCUUCGCCAGGGACUGGUCCCUCCUGACAACAUGUCCAAAGUAUGUGCCAUCCUUCCUUCUGAGGAGCAUUCUGGCUGUACUUCUUCCAAGACAGAUUUGCUUGUUCUUUUGGCAGUCCAUGGUACAUUCAGUAUUCUUCGCCAACACCACAAUUCAAAGGCGUUGAUUCUUCUUCUGUCUUCCUUAUUCACUGGCCAGCUUUCACAUGCCUAGGAGGUGUACAUGCCAUGCUCUGAUUAUUAAUGGAUGUUUGCAGCUGUUUUCUUCUCAUUUUGAGUCGUGCCACAUCAGCAAAUGAAGGUCCCGGAAGCUUUACUCCAUCCAUGUCAUUAAGGUCGACUCUACUUUGAGGAGGCAGCGCUUCCCCAGUCAUCUUUUAAGCGCCUUCCAACCUGAGGGGCUCAUCUUCAGGCGCUAUAUCAGACAGUGUUCCGCUGCUAUUCAGAAGGUUUUCACUGGAUAAGUUUUUUCAGAAGUAGUCUGCCGGGCCCUUCUUCCCAGUCUGUCUGAGUCUGGAAGCUCAGCUGAAACCUGUCUGCCAUGAGUGGCUCUGGUGGUAUCUGAAUACCGGUGGCAUAGCUUCCAGCAUCGCAGCAACACACAAGCCCCCACAGUACGACAGGGUCAUGUAUAGCCACUGAGAUUUUGGGAU